AUGACGCGGUGUGUAGGUAUUCUGCUUUGGUGCUGCCUCGCUGUCAGUCUGCUGGCGGCGUCCGGCAAUGCCACAAACUCCACUAGCGAAAAGACAAAUACGUGGGCUGUUAUUCUGUCCUCCUCGCGCUACUUCUUCAACCUGCGCCACGCCUCGAAUGCGCUGACGAUGUACCACCUGUGCCGAAAACACGGGAUGGAUGACGACCAUAUACUCCUCUUCCUCAGCGACAGCUACGCGUGUGAUCCGCGGAACCCCUUUCCUGCAACUAUUUACAGCGCCCUCUCCGCCCCGGAUCGUGUUAAUCUGUACAGCUGCGACGUCCAGGUGGAUUACGCUGGCUACGACGUGGACGUGCGCCGCUUUCUCGGUGUGCUGCAGGGUCGCUACGACGUUCACACGCCGCCCUCGCGUCGCCUUGACACGGACGAGAACUCCAACAUUUUGAUAUACGCCGCUGGUCAUGCGGCGGAAGGGUUCUUUAAGUUUCAGGACUCGGAGUUCCUCAGCUCCAUGGAUGUUGCCGACACGCUCAUGAUGAUGUGGGAGCAGCGGCGCUAUCGCAAAGUGGUAUUCCUCGUCGACACGUGCCGUGCGCUGUCCAUGUGCUUAGAAAUCGAAGCGCCGAAUGUUGUGUGCCUCACCUCGUCUGACGCGACGCUGGAGAGCUUCUCCCACCACGUGGAUCCGUCCAUGGGCUUGACGGUAAUCUCACGCUGGUCGUUCGAGGCGCUGCAGCUGCUUGAGCAUGCUAAGUGUGAUGUGGCCCCGCACGAGCGAACGGCGCUGCAGAUGUCAUGGUACGAUUUCAACUACGGCAAGGAGCGUUCAGAGCUGCCGCCGCCGCUGUCAGUGCCGGCGCAUUUUGACGCCGUGAACGAUCCAGGGGCCCUUCGCACUUGGAAGUUGGAGGAGUUUUUCUGCGACCGGGCGCACGAGUUAACCCCCGUAGAUGUGCGUCAUGACUUACUCUGA
Trypanosoma grayi is the source of this 975-nucleotide messenger RNA. RefSeq names its product GPI-anchor transamidase subunit 8. Gene Ontology annotation, molecular function: GPI-anchor transamidase activity. Gene Ontology annotation, cellular component: GPI-anchor transamidase complex. Gene Ontology annotation, biological process: proteolysis; protein localization to cell surface; attachment of GPI anchor to protein. Lineage: Eukaryota; Euglenozoa; Kinetoplastea; Trypanosomatida; Trypanosomatidae. The transcript has a single exon. The record is from RefSeq and is a predicted model, not a curated record. The coding region runs from base 1 to 975 and encodes 324 amino acids.